Molecule: messenger RNA, 683 nt
Organism: Paramecium sonneborni
Lineage: Eukaryota; Ciliophora; Oligohymenophorea; Peniculida; Parameciidae
Source: the annotation of a GenBank genome assembly
UAAUAAUGGACUCAUUAAAUGAUGGUAGUUAAGCAAGGAAAAAGUAUGCUGUAAUUACUCCAGCAAUAAGAAUGGCUUUUAUUAAAAAAGUCUAAUCAAAAUAAUCAACUAUAAAGAAGGCUGCUCAAGAACUUGGAAUUAAGUUUAGUACAUCUAAAGCUAUUUUGCAAACUUAUAGAAGGGAAGGAAGAGUAGGCAAGAAAAAGACCAGAUAAAGAAGAAGUAUUUCUAAAUUGGAAUCUCAACCUGAAAAACCAUAAGAAAUCAUAAAAACAAAUGAAUCGUUGAUUCCAAUCUAAUCUAAUUAAAUUUCACCUGGAGACUUCUAAUUUCAUUCCUUAUAGUUAUAGUUAAACUAAUAAAUGUAACUUAUGUAGCUUAGCUUAUCUAUGAAUCCAUACAUGCUUCUUCAACAGUAUGAAUAUUAAUUUAAUUCUCUAGAAAUCAAUAUUUAAAUUAAUGUCUAAUGUAAUUACAGGCUCAAUAGAUGAUUAAUUUAUAAGGAUGGUAGAAUCCCAUUUAACAAGCAUAGCCUAUUCUUCAAUAAUUUGGAAGAAUACAAGAACAAAGAUAAUAUAUUACUCCAUUAUAAUCCAGCAAAUGUCUUGAUCAAAAAUUUGAUGAAGGUCAUACUACAUUAAAGGAUUUUAUUUGAAAAUCAUAGUAUUUUAUUAAAUAACCAC